Molecule: messenger RNA, 248 nt
Organism: Amoebophrya sp. A120
Lineage: Eukaryota; Dinophyceae; Syndiniales; Amoebophryaceae
Source: the annotation of a GenBank genome assembly
GGAAUAACGCGAGGACAUGGCAGCCAUCUUCAAGCAGAAGACCGAUACGGGCACGAAUCGCUGGCGCAACGCACACGACGGCGCGCGCUGUGGCAGAAGUACGGACGCCCGAUGCAUUUUGUGAGCCUGGAGUUCGCGAACGCUCGCAAAGAUCAGGAGCUAGCGCAGCUUCGGCUGAAAGAACUGGAGGAGCUCGAAUCGACGACGGACGAGGAGAAGGUGAAAACAGACAGCAAGCCCCGGAGCCC